Sinocyclocheilus grahami is the source of this 301-nucleotide messenger RNA. RefSeq names its product sialic acid synthase-like. The transcript has 2 exons. The record is from RefSeq and is a predicted model, not a curated record. NCBI's taxonomy places the organism in Eukaryota, Metazoa, Chordata, Actinopteri, Cypriniformes, Cyprinidae. Gene Ontology annotation, molecular function: N-acylneuraminate-9-phosphate synthase activity. The coding region runs from base 23 to 271 and encodes 82 amino acids.
GAGAGCCAUCAGGACGGCUGAGAUGGCAAUGGGCUCGCCAAUCAAACAGAUGCUGCCCUGUGAGGCUUCCUGUCACAGCAAGUUGGGUAAGUCGGUGGUGGCCCGGAAACCAUUGCAGAAGGGCGAGAUAUUAACUCUCGACAUGCUGACAGUAAAAGUGGCCGAACCGCAUGGUGUGAGACCAGAGAACAUCUUCAAACUGGUUGGCAAGAAAAUCAAGGUGGACCUGGAAAAAGAUGCCACCAUCACUGAUGCCAUGAUAAAUGGCUGAUGAUUGUACACUCCAUAACUAAAGGGGAAA